Medicago truncatula (barrel medic) is the source of this 1922-nucleotide messenger RNA. RefSeq names its product LEC14B homolog. Gene Ontology annotation, cellular component: Cul4-RING E3 ubiquitin ligase complex. NCBI's taxonomy places the organism in Eukaryota, Viridiplantae, Streptophyta, Magnoliopsida, Fabales, Fabaceae. Gene Ontology annotation, molecular function: protein binding. The transcript is spliced from 12 exons. The record is from RefSeq and is a predicted model, not a curated record. The coding region runs from base 176 to 1720 and encodes 514 amino acids. Gene Ontology annotation, biological process: proteasome-mediated ubiquitin-dependent protein catabolic process.
UUAACUUUGACAAAUCUAAUAAUCAUCAAACAGUGUUUCAAUGUCCUUUCCUUAAAUUCCAUCACACACUGACAAAAACACAACACUCACAGUUGAUGGACGAAAACUCAAGCAAUUGAAUCAACUUCCUCAUCGCUUUAUACUCCAAUCACAGAUUUUGAAAGAGUUAGAGACAAUGAACAAAGAUACAAGUAACUGUAUGAAUGAUGGUAGUGGUAGCAGUAAUGAAUCUAGUGGAAGUGGAAUGGAUGGAGAAGGAGCAAGUUAUCUUGUUCAUGAAAUUGCACAGAUCACAAAACUUAGGUCAAGUCCACAUGAGAAUUUGAGUCGGGUUGUUCCUGGUAUGGGGAAAUUACCUGCAUCAACUGUAAGAAUGUUGGUAGGCAGAGAAGGUAAUUUUUCUGGAAGAGGGAAAUUUUCAGCAGCUGAUCGGUGUCAUAUGUCGAGCCGCUAUUUGCCUACCAAAGGUCCUUGGAUUGUCGAUCGGAUGGGAAGUCGUGCUUAUGUUUCGCAGUUUUCAGAUGAUGGUUCUCUUUUUAUAGCUGGAUUUCAGGGAAGCCACAUCAGAAUCUAUGAUGUUGACAAGGACUGGAAAGUUAAGAAAGACAUCUCUGCUAGAAACUUACGGUGGACAAUUACUGAUACAUCUCUCUCACCUGAUCGACAAUAUCUUGUUUAUGCUAGCAUGUCACCAAUUAUCCAUAUUGUCAAUGCAGGAUCGGCUACAACAGAGUCAGUAGCAAAUGUGACAGAAGUUCAUGAUGGAUUAAAUUUCUCUUCUGAUAAUGAUAAUGAUGAAUUUGGGAUUUUCUCUAUCAAAUUUUCAACGGAUGGGCGAGAGCUUGUGUCUGGAACUAGUGAAAGUUCAAUAUGUGUGUAUGAUCUUGGAGCAGACAAACUUAGCCUCAGAAUUCCUGCUCACCUGUCUGAUGUUAACACCGUCUGCUUUGCUGAUGAAUCUGGUCAUCUCAUAUAUUCUGGAAGUGAUGAUAGUUUCUGCAAGGUGUGGGAUAGGCGUUGCUUUGUCGCAAAAGGACAACCUGCUGGCAUCUUAAUGGGGCAUUUAGAAGGCAUUACAUUCAUUAAUAGUCGCGGGGAUGGCCGCUAUUUAAUUUCUAAUGGAAAAGACCAAACUACCAAGCUAUGGGACAUAAGGAAGAUGUCUUCUAAUGCCAUGAAUCUGGGCCUUGGAGAUGACGAGUGGGACUACCGGUGGAUGGACUAUCCUAAAUAUGCAAGAAAUUUAAGGCAUCCCCAGGACCAGUCAUUGGCAACAUAUCAAGGCCACUCCGUGUUGCGUACUCUAGUUCGGUGUUAUUUCUCACCAUCAUAUAGCACUGGUCAAAAAUACAUUUACACUGGAUCUAGUGAUGGCUCUGUCUAUAUAUAUGACCUGGUGAGUGGAGAACAAGUUGCGAAACUUGAUCAUCAUGAAGCACCUUUAAGAGAUUGCAGCUGGCAUCCUUUCUAUCCAAUGCUGAUAUCUUCAGCUUGGGAUGGUGACAUUGUUAGGUGGGAAUUUCCUGGAAAUGGUCAACCUCCUGCUCCUCCUCCAAAUAGAAGAUCCACUGGAGUUCGUAUUAGAGCUGAACGGGAGAUGUUGCUGGAGUUUCGCUCAAUGCUACGACUUCGCACCAUGGUAAUUUACCCAGCCAUGAUUAUUGAGUGCAUGUGCUUUAAUGAGAAUAAAAUCUAUUUUAAUAAUAAGUUUUAUACGUGAGAUAUUUGCAUUGAGGAUCGUUAUUGGUGUUGGACUUGGACAUCACAAAUUGUGUUUGAACAAAAUGUUGUUUUAGUUAUCACCAAGUUUGAUGCAUGCAUUAUACUUCCAGAAAAAUGGAUGAGAUAAUUUAUCGAACUGAGUAUUGCUUCAAAGAUUGGUUGCAUCCAGAAUCUAUCAAAAUGAUUGAGAGAAUUUAUCA